AUGUGGGGCAGGAAUUUGUUGAUAACCCCAGAUGAUCUUUAUUUGCCAUCUGCAUUCUGGCUAGAAUUCCCUUGCACCAACAGCAUUGCAGAAUAUGAAGCAUGUGCGAUCGACCUCGAAACUACCAUGACAUUAGAGAUCAAGAAGCUAAGAGUCUAUGGGGACUCGUCAACAGUGAUUUGUCAAACUCAAGGGAAGUGGAAAAUGAAGGAUGAGAAGUUGAAGCUCUACCAAGAACAUUUGGAGAACUUGAUCAAGAGCUUCGAAGAGAUCACCUUCGAGUAUUUGCCAAGGGACAGUAACAGAUUUGUCGACGCCUUAGCUACUUCGGCAUCAGUGGUCGAAUGCAAUCCAGAAACUCAAGUCUGCCCAUUCUUGGUGGAUAGGAGGUAUAAACCAACAUAUGAAGAGUCAGUAAAUGCUCUGACAACUGAUGGGAGGACGUGGUUCACAUCCAUCAUCGAUUUCAUCAAAGAAAGGAAAUAUCCUCUGAAUUCCACGAUAGCUGAACAAAAGUGGUUGCAGAAGCAAGCCGCGCAGUUUAUACUUCAAGGCAACCUGCUAUACAAGAGAUCUUAUGACCGUAAAUUCUAG
Messenger RNA from Telopea speciosissima, 594 nucleotides. RefSeq lists its product as uncharacterized. The transcript has a single exon. Gene Ontology annotation, molecular function: nucleic acid binding; RNA-DNA hybrid ribonuclease activity. The record is from RefSeq and is a predicted model, not a curated record. Bases 1 to 594 code for a protein of 197 amino acids. Lineage: Eukaryota; Viridiplantae; Streptophyta; Magnoliopsida; Proteales; Proteaceae.